Molecule: messenger RNA, 1148 nt
Organism: Bipolaris sorokiniana ND90Pr
Lineage: Eukaryota; Fungi; Ascomycota; Dothideomycetes; Pleosporales; Pleosporaceae
Exons: 1
Coding region: 157-834 (225 amino acids)
Source: RefSeq, a predicted model, not a curated record
CUUCACCCUCUUGUUACUGGCACAACUAUAAGUAUCCUCAACGCAGCUGCAGUUGCAGACACAGACUUUCUCAGAACAACUUCAAUAUCACUACCUCUUCGAGUCAAUUACCAUCUGAUCUCAGAAGUACUCAGGCAGCCUUACAAGGCAACCACAAUGUCUUAUCUGCACUUCUCUCACACUCAUGCGCGCGAGCGCACUCCUGAAAAGGAGCCUUACAAUGGGCGCCCUCUUGUGCGCCGCAAUACCCACAAACGCGACCACAGUAUCACGCUCUCUGAUCUCGACGACGGCCAUGAUGACUACCCAUAUCCUGCCAAUCACAAGUCCAACAAAAUCUCCAGCGCCCUGACGGUUCGCGAUCGACCUUCUCAGCUGGAACGCUACAAUAUUUGGUCAAACGACACACGCAACAACGAAGACGACGAGAGACUAUACAGCUACGACAGACACCGCACAUACCGAUACUCUGACCGUCACCAUCAUAGCGAUAACGAAGACGCAGAAGACCGUGCGCUUCGACUCAGGAUCAGUGCUACUUUGGACCGACCUAGCACAUCCUAUCACCACUCUCACGGGUCUCACCUCUGGCCUAGCGAGACGCUUCAUCACAGUGACAGAUGGAUUGAUGAGGCCUGGGAGACCCGUGAGCGGUCCUUGUCUCGGGAGCGCACUAGGGUCAGGCGAAAUAGCUUCUGGGGAGGCUUUGAAGAGAAGGAGAGGGAGACACAAGAUGAACGAUGGAGCAGAUAUCACCGUGUUAGCGAUACGAAGACGGAGGAGAUUCGCCCGCUGAGUGGAUGGCGCCGCCGCCGGAUUGUCGGAGGGAACUAGAGGUGGUGAUGUGGAUCAGAGAUGUUUUCCAGUGGGAGUAUGGAGGAGUCUUUGGGUUAAGCGUUCUUGAAUUUCGGCUAGUUUUGACUUCCGACUGGUUUUGACUUUCGAUUUGGUUUGAUUUUUGACUGUUUUCAUAGACACCGGAUUUCCUUAAGACGCUCGUUUCCAACAGCAAGGGUGGGAUACACAAUGGUUUUUGUACUGUGUUUGAGAUUACUUUUACCUUGUAUAGAUAGUUUUCAUUUGUAAUUAGAUACCCAGAACAAUAUAAGUUAGUAUAAGAGAAUUCAGGUUUUACUUAGUGACGAUGG